AUGUCAUCAUCAACCAAGCAAUUUGCUAACUGUUGUUGUUGUAAAAAACGAGGAAAUAGAUUUGUUCCGAAUAAUGUGACAAUUACUAACAAAACAGGGACACGUUUGUGUGAUAGUCAUUAUCAAAAACUAAGAAGAUUUAUUAUUGGUAAAAUAGUAGAGGAGGAUUUCAAAGUUGAAUAUUCGGCAGCCAACGGAUUUUCACAACCAAUAGGCAUGGGAAAAUGUAAACAUGUGGAUACAAGAUCAUGUGCUAAUUGUAAAAGUGGUAAUACUGUUUGUAAAGGAGUUGCUGUAGAAAAAGUAUGGAAUUUAUUAAAUCAUGAUGGAAAAGUUUUUGAUAAUCAUAAUGAAGUUGGAAUUGUAUCAUUCAAUGAUGAUGGAGUUUUUGUUUUCAAAUCAUUGGAGUGCGAAAAUAUUAAAUUAAAUAGGAAUGGAGUUUGCACUGAUUGUCAUCAACUAUAUGAGAAAUUACGACAUUUGAAAUACAAAAAAACAAACAAUUCAGAUGAAAAUUUACUUUUGUAA
Naegleria gruberi is the source of this 528-nucleotide messenger RNA. RefSeq lists its product as uncharacterized. Bases 1 to 528 code for a protein of 175 amino acids. The transcript has a single exon. Lineage: Eukaryota; Heterolobosea; Eutetramitea; Acrasida; Naegleriidae. The record is from RefSeq and is a predicted model, not a curated record.